This is a messenger RNA of Caenorhabditis angaria, 2575 nucleotides long. Lineage: Eukaryota; Metazoa; Nematoda; Chromadorea; Rhabditida; Rhabditidae. The record is from the annotation of a GenBank genome assembly.
AUGUGUCUAAAAUAUGAUCAAUAUUUCAAUGGCACAAAUAAUCCUGUUGUUACUGUAGAAAUGCCAACUGGGGGAAGCAAAAUUAAGAAUUUCUUCAGUUUAUAUACAAAUAAUGAUGCCUUGAAGAAACAAAAUAGUGAUGUAAGUUGUUAUAUUUGAUGGUCUUUGUCCAAAAAAAUGUUUGAUUAAAAAAUAAAUACACUACAUAUAAUAUGUAUCCCAAUCAAAAUGAUUCAUUUAGAAGAUUAAACCCCGCAACAAUAAUCUGACCGCACAUCAAAUGUGUCAGAAUACAACUCAAUGUAUCCCACCGUUUUUUCAUCACGAGACAAGAUUCAAGGUAAAUCAAAAAUCAAAAACUUAAAAUUAUGAAGCAAAGGAUUCUUUCAGAUAGCACCUGAUUAUCAUAUGAUAAAUUGUGUUGUUCAUAAAUCAAUGUCAACUGUGAUUACUGGACUCAUGUGUUAUUUAUUUAAUCGAAAACGUUUUGUAUCUGUUGAUUCACAGAUAAAUAUGACGGAAUGGGAAAAAGCAUCGUUAGUUUUACUUGGGAAACUUGUAAAAUAAUAAACUGAAAAGUUCUGGAAAUUCAAAAAGAUUUGUUUGGAAAUUAUUUUCAGAGAGUUUGUGACUCGAGUGAUUUCUAUCUAAUUAAUAAAUUUGUACGUUUUUGACUCACAAAAAUCUUUGACAAAAUUAUCCUAAUUAAUUAUUUGAAUUGAUGUUAAUUUGCUUUGAGCCAAAUUAUAUAAUAAUGACGACAGUUGAAACAUAUAAAAUUAGUUUAAACACAAUAUUAUAAAAAAGAGAUCAGAAACUAAUGAAACUUACAUCAAAAAUAAACAGAAUUUAUUUAAUUAAAAAUUAAAAAAAAAGCCCUAAACUACGCACGGUGCGCAUUUCUUUACGUCGCCUGAACAAAAUUGCGUCCGGCCCCUGUACAAAUUAUUGUGCGUCGAGGCCCUUCCUCUCUGUCUCUCACUUCUUCUCCUUUUUGACUCUAUUUCUUAUUCUUUUUUUUCUCCCUGGGUGCUCUUGUAAAAAAAUGCGCACCGUGUACGACACAGUGUUUUUAAAUUCGUACUUCAUUUAUCUUAGCACGUAUUCUUUUUUCUAUAGUUUCUAGUCACUAUUUUAUAGGGGGCUGAAACGCUGAAACGUUAGAAUAAAUAAUACUUCACAAUGCGACUACUUUCUAUUUAUCUUAAUAAAAGUUUGUUUCGAGUAUUUCACACUUUGUUUCUUUAGGUUAUGUCGAAGUGAGAAUGGUGUUCAAACAAUUCGUCAACUUCAAAGACGUGUAAAAUCAAAUGAUUUCAAAAACUGGAGUCUCUCAAUGAUAACUCGUGAUCCAGUUGACAGAUUCAUAUCUGGAUAUGUGGAUAGAUGCAUAAGGUGGGCGCAAAAAGACCACCCAGCGAAAAAAAAAACAAUGAAAUCUCAAGGGAAAUAUUUUAGGGUUGCGGAAGGUCCGGCUCCUUGCAACGGAUGCGAUAAGAAUUUGACUUGUUUUGUUUUGUCAGAAUAUGAGCGGUUUAUGAAACAAACAAUGAAAAAGAAAUUGGUGAACACUUUUGAAGAUCGACAUUUUUAUCCGCAAAAUUGGUAAGUUUUCUUACCUCUGAUGUCAUGAUUUAUCAAAAUUUGAAAGUUGAAAUAGAAGAAUGAGGAAAAUAGAGCAGACUGACUAAAAAUGAUCUAAUAAAAAAAUGAAAAACAAUUUCAAGUGAAGCAUGAAACUGCAUAAAAGUUAUAUCUUCUUGAACAUAUGUACGUUGUGUACUUUCAGAACAUUUUAGAAAUCAUAUUUGAAAAAUGUUGAAUUUCAGGCGCUGCGGCCUUAAUAGAAUGCGAGAUCAGUACGAGUUCAUUCGAUAUUCAAGUGAUCCAACAAAAGAACUGAUGACUGAUUUAUUCAAAAUUGCUCAAAGGCAAGGAGUAAGUUUAAAAAAAGAAAACAAGAAAUUGUAAGAUGAAUUGAAAAUAUAUAGAACAAGUUCCAAAAAAACAACACUUGAGAGCAAAUUUCUUUUUUUGGAGGGAAGGAUAAUUAGAUAUUUAUUUGUUUUUUGUUGUUUUUUUCUCUUUGGAACAAUUUCGAGUGAAAAGUGAAAAAAAUUCCGGGUUCAAUUUGUACAUCUUUAGUGGAAAACAUUAGAUUGUUUUGGAAAAUAUCCUGAAUUUAUCAUAACUUACUUGAACAAAUCUCGAAACAUUUCUUAAUGUUAGUAGAAGUAGGAAAAUGUUGCUCAACUUUGUGAACUUUUGCAGGUGCCGAAAAGUGAAUUGGAAUAUAUUGAACAAGAGUUGACCAGAAAUCGCAAAACAUCACAUACAACAGCCUAUUCACCAGCGCGAGAAUUUUAUGAAAAAAGGUGAGAAUCAAAUUUGUCGCGCGCAAGAAAAAUGAAGAAACUUUUUCUUUUCCUUCCGUUUGAUGCACUUUCAUGUGACCAGAAAGCAAUUUACAUAAUUUUACAGACUUCGCGAAAAUCCUUUUUUGAUGGAAUAUGUCGUCAGAAUGUUCUACCAUGAUUUCGUUAUUCUGGGAUAUUCAUUUCCGCCUGGAUUUUAA